Penicillium verhagenii is the source of this 654-nucleotide messenger RNA. Its product is annotated as phosphotransferase family protein. The record is from RefSeq and is a predicted model, not a curated record. Bases 1 to 654 code for a protein of 217 amino acids. NCBI's taxonomy places the organism in Eukaryota, Fungi, Ascomycota, Eurotiomycetes, Eurotiales, Aspergillaceae. The transcript has a single exon.
AUGCUCCAUCAAAGCUCGCUAGUUAUCGAUGUGGUGACAACAGCAAGUGAUCUACGCAUGGGAGUUCCCUGUACGCUUGUCGACGAAACUCCACUCCAAGGUGGCUCACACAAAGUAUUUCGAAUCAUCUUUCAAGAUUCCGUUCAGUGGGCUGCGAGAACCUGCACCCGAGCAGAGGACUGGGAGUAUGAUUUGCGUUCUACUCGGAUCCUUCAACACAUCAAACAAUGCCACCCAGGAAUCAAGGCCCCGGAAGUCUUUUACAAGAAAGACCAUCCCGUUCUCUACUCAGAAUGGGUUAGCGGCAAUCCACUCGAGUCUUGGACCCUUCGUAUUCCUCUGAAGAAACGACAUGUAUUUCUUACCGAUUUCGCAGAAUUCCUUCUACAAAUAUGGACUACCCCACCUCCCGGUCAUGUUGUGGAGCAAGAUCAACACUACUCCGCUUGGCUUACGAGGAGCCUAGACCGAGGCCUACGACGUACCCUCAUCGGGACGGCUCGAUGGGGCGACGCUAUUGAUUAUUUGAUCAUGCGCUCUAUGAUCCCAGCCUAUUCUGCGGAAGUUGACCACUAUACAGGCCUCGGUCUAGCUCAUGGCGAUUUGAAUGCAGGAAACAUCAUGAAAGAUAACGAGUUCCAUUUAACAGGGUAA